CAAUGUGCAUUACUUUGCAUUUAUCAACAUUGAAUUUAAUCUGCCAUUCUGUUGUCCAGUCACCCAGUUUUAUGAGCUCUCUCUCUAACUCUUCUCAGUCAGUUUUGGACAUAACUAUCUUGAGUAAUUUUGUGUCAUCUGUAAACUUUGCCACCUCACUGUUUAGCCUUUUUCCCAGAUCAUUUAUGAAUAUGUUGAACAGCACUGGUCCCAGUACAGAUCCUUGGGGGAACCCCGCUAUUUACCUCUCUCCAUUGUGAAAACUGAUAAUUUAUUCUUACCCUUUGUUUCUUAUCUUUUAACCAGUUACCGGUCCAUGGGAGGAUUUUCCCUCUUAUCCAUGAGUGCUUACUUUGCUUAAAGCCCUUGGUGAAAGGACCUUGUCAAAGGCUUUCUGAAAGUCCAAGUACACCAUAUGCAUUGGAUCACUCUUGUCCAUGUUUGUUAAGCCCCUCAAAGACUUCUAACAGAUUGGUGGGGCAUGAUUUCCCUUUUCAAAAGCCACAGUGACUCUUCCCCAACAUAUUGUGUUCAUCUAUGUGUCUGAUAAUUCUAUUCUUUACUAUAGUUUCAAUCAAUUUGCCUGAUAUUGAAGUUAGGUUUACUGGCCUGUAAUUGCCAGGAUCACCUCUGGAGCAUUUUUUUAAAAAUGACAUUACAUUAGGUAUCCACAAGUCAUUUGGUAUGUGGAGACUGAUUUAAGCAACAGGUUACAUAUCACAGUUAGUAGUGCUGCGAUUUCGAAUUUGAGUUCCUUCAGAACUUGGGUGAAUACCAUCUGGUCAUGGUGACUUUUAUUACUAUUUAAUUUAUCAGUUUGUUCCGGAAAUUCCUCUAUUGACACUUCAGCCUGGGACAGUUCCUCAGAUAUGAUAGUGUAGUGCUCUUACUGAAUAUUUGAAGAAUAAAUUCUACACACAAGUGCUGAUGUGAAAAAACAGGGACUCAGCUCUUUCACCAGUUCAGCUUGUCUGUCCCUCUCCAUCCCCUCCUUGCACCAGUUUAUCCUCCCUGCACAAGUUCUGCCCAUCCUUCCCCUCCCAUUCUGAUAGCAAAGAAAGGUACAGCUGGUGCAGUGCCUUCAGAAGAUGUUAUAGAGCAUGCUCAGAUCGCUGGGGCAUACUCAGUUGCAGGAAGCUGUGUCUGACACUACGCCUGAAACUCUUCACUCCCUCGCAAGCUGCACGGCAUAGCUAGUCCAGAACAAGCCAUCGUUCUCACCAGCAGGGGCUCAGAGCAUCAGAGCCCCUUUUCUCAUGGAAUGAAAACUUCCAUCCAGCACAAGGAGUGAAGAGAAAGAUAAAAAGCAUGUCGGAGUUCUGGUUAAUUUCUGCACCGGGGGAUAAAGUAAAUCUGCAAGCCCUGGAGAGGAUGAACACAGUGACAUCCAAAGCCAACCUGUCCAGCAACAAUAAAUUCCUCAUCCCAGACCUCAAGGUGGGGACAUUGGAUGCUCUUGUUGGUCUCUCAGAUGAGUUGGGAAAACUUGACAGCUUUGCUGAAAGCGUAAUAAAGAAAAUUGCACAGUACAUAGGAGAAGUUAUGGAGGACUCAAAAGAUAAAGUGCAGGAGAAUCUUCUGGCCAAUGGAGUUGACCUAAUUAGUUACCUGACCCGGUUUGAGUGGGACAUGGCCAAAUAUCCCAUAAAGCAGCCACUGAAGAAUAUUUCAGAAGCAUUAGCAAAGCAAAUCACACAAAUAGAAACAGACCUGAAGUCCCGAACAGCAGCAUACAACAACAUCAAAGGAAAUUUGCAAAGCCUGGAAAGAAAAACUGUGGGAAAUCUGUUGACUCGUACUUUAGCUGAUAUAGUGAACAAAGAAGACUUUGUGCUGAAUUCAGAAUAUCUCAUCACUCUUCUCGUUGUAGUUCCAAAGUCAAACUACGCACAAUGGCAAAAAACAUACGAAUCCCUCUCUGAUAUGGUAGUGCCUCGAUCCACAAAAAUGAUUGCUGAGGACGCAGAGGGAGGACUCUUCACUGUGACACUGUUUAGAAAAGUAAUGGAUGAUUUCAAAGCCAAAGCCAGAGAAAACAGGUUCAUGGUCCGAGAAUUUUAUUUUGAUGAGAAAGAACUGAAAUGUGAAAAGGAAGAAAUAAUGAAAUUAGCUUCUGAUAAGAAACAACAAUAUGGGCCACUACUGCGCUGGCUGAAAGUGAACUUCAGUGAAGCAUUUGUGGCUUGGAUUCACGUGAAAGCCCUGAGAGUUUUUGUUGAAUCUGUCCUCAGGUACGGCCUACCCGUGAAUUUCCAGGCAAUGCUGCUGCAGCCCAGCAAGAAGUCUGUAAAACGCCUGAGAGAUGUUCUUAAUGCAGUCUUCAAACAUCUGGAUGAAGUAGCAGCAGCAAGUAUAAUGGAUGUAUGUGUUCAGUCUACUGCAGGAGAGACUAUGGCCAUUAGUUCUGAACAAGACUAUAUAUUUGCAAGACUUCGUAUCAAUUUAAUUAAAACCAGUGCUCAGGAACCAGAUCAUGUAGCACCUCAUGCUCCAGGGUUUAGGCCUAUCUCAAGGGGUUAGGAGAUCUAGUGUGGGAGGCCUAAUGGGACAUUUCAUACACCUCCUCUGAAGCAUCUGGCCACCAUCAGAGGAUACUGGACUAGACAGACCUCACUUCGGAUCCCAGGUGGCAAGUCCUGUGAACAAAAAGCCCCCUAGUUUCUCCCCAGCCUCCAUGUUGGCUACUCCUAAGUAAUAUUUACAAAAACCUCACUUUAGUCUAAUGGAGGUGAGCACAAGCACCUGGUAGGGAGCAAGUUACAGACAAGUGGCUAAUAGGUAUCCACCCUAGAAGGUGGAGAUGGAGACAGUGAAGUUAGUUUUGAACAAUUUAUAAAUACUUCAAAAAGAAUCCACAAAGUUGGAACUGAGCAUGACUUCUCAGACAGAACGCUUUGAUUAAAGCAGAUGUAAGAGUAUGUUUUAUUUACUGACAGGGAUGUAAAAACACAAGUGAUCAUAUCUCAGAGUUUAUUUCUAGCACCUAAGUUACUUUGUCUCCUUUUGCAGAUGAGUAUGGACAUUCCUGGUUUACAACUGAGCAAUCAAGAAUACUACCCUUAUGUCUAUUUCAAGAUCGACCUCAGUCUUCUUGAUUACAGUUAAGAAUUAAAAUCAAGCUUGACUUACUCAUGUGCAAGUCCCCAGUGUCCCAGUAGAGUUAUGCUCUUCAGCCAUUAACAAUCAAGUUAAGAAUGCAGGCACCUGCUUAGCUGGAUAAUUUUAUAAGAAUUCUUUUGCAUAUGUAGCACAGUAAUUUAAAAUUGUCAAUCUACUCCACUUUGAAAGUAAAGUGUUUUACUAUUUUAUACUGUCUCUUGUAUGGUUAGAAAACAUAAUUCACAAGCAGGUGGAUUUUAUUUAUUUAUUUUGUAAGUUACAAAGAGGGGAUCAUCAUCUUUACUGGAAUUUAAAAUAAAAUCAAAAGUUAAAAUAG
Molecule: messenger RNA, 3436 nt
Organism: Mauremys mutica (yellowpond turtle)
Lineage: Eukaryota; Metazoa; Chordata; Testudines; Geoemydidae
Gene: ATP6V1C2
Product: ATPase H+ transporting V1 subunit C2
Exons: 13
Coding region: 1309-2520 (403 amino acids)
Biological process (GO): proton transmembrane transport
Cellular component (GO): lysosomal membrane; vacuolar proton-transporting V-type ATPase, V1 domain
Molecular function (GO): proton-transporting ATPase activity, rotational mechanism
Source: RefSeq, a predicted model, not a curated record